GGGCUACAAUGGCUGAUACAUUUUGUGAUGUGUGGCUGAUACAUAGUGAGGUCCGUGUGAGGACCGAUGUCUGAGUAGCAUAACUGGGCUCUUUAGUUUUGUUAAUCCGCGGAGCAACCGGACGGACGAAAUAUGGAAGAGCAGACGGAGAAGGGAGAAUCAAUGAACCAGUAGCAGCCUUCAACCGGGAAGAAGAGGAAACGACGCCGUCGCGGGAGGAUUUCAUCGGCCGAUUCUCACGAACGCGAAAAAAGCCAAACGGUCGUUGAAGUGGUAGAAUUAGAAAGAGAAGAAGAAAGCAGAGAAUUGAACCAGAACAUGAAGAAGAGGAGGAAGAGACAGAAAUCGCAGCAGACGGUGCCACCGCCUCAACAAUCUUCGUCAUUGGCUUCCCUUGAUUUCGAGACGUCAACGCCUGAGAAGCUAGAAAAUCCCAAGGCGCGGUUGUUGGGUUCUCCGACGGAUGACGAGAAUCAUUCAAAAAACAAGGUCUCCUGCCUUGAUGAGACCGUUGAAGAAGUCGAGGAGAAUGGGAAAGAGGCAGUGGCCCUCGAGGGAGAAAAAUCUGGUUCCCGGAGAAGGAGGAGAAGCAGUGAUGAUGAGAAACAGGAGAAGAAGAAGAAGAAGAGGAGAAAAGGAGGGCGGGUGGUUUCGUCCUAUUUCCAGAAGGCCAAUAAAGGAAAGGAGAUGGAGAUCGAUGAAGUUCUUUGCAAUUCCCAGUGCUUGUCGAUAGAUUCUAAGGUUAGAAAAGAUGGAAAGCUUGAUGAGAAACAAGGUAAGAGGAGCAAGGAUAGGGUGGGGGAACAGAAUUUGCAUAAUCAGAUUGAGGGAGUUGAGGUGUCUUCAUCCGAUUCUUAUAGAACUGUGAAGGUGGAAGAAUUGCAAUUGGAGGAGGAGGUGGAUAAAAUAGAAGAUUCUGCCUACAGGAGGAGGAGAGUGUGUCAUCCUCUGCGCAAAUUUCAGUACUCUCCAACUUCACCUGCUGGAGAAGACAGCAAACUUGACGAGGAGGAAGAGAUUGACUCAACAAGGAGUAGUAGUAACUGGAUGGUUGAUGAGAAUGUCUCUACUGAGGCAGUGAGGGUAACAAUGUUUCCCCCUGAUUCCCAUGCUACAGCGAAAGCAGAAAGGGUGCAACUGGAGGAGAAUAUGGGAAUAGUUGAAGAUUCUCCAUCAAAGAGGAAUUCGAAAGGAGAAAAGAGUCAGAACAGAGCAAACAAAGGAGUUGAAGUGGUUUCCCCUUACUUCCAAACCUCAGGGAUGCAAGAAACAGGGACGAAGGAUAUGGAGGAUUUGAAAAUUAGAACGCCAAAGCUGCGUAAGAAGAUUUGUUCUAAGGUGGCAGUGGUUUCUCCUUACUUCCAUGAUGCUCCCAAAGAAGAAGAGAGUGACUGGUCGGAUGAUGAGAAGAAAUCCAAGAAUCCACUUAGCCUUUCUGCUUCCCAGAGACUGGAUGAAGCAUACAAAAGGAAAACUCCAGAUAACACAUGGAAACCUCCACGGUCGCAUUUUAAACUUCUCCAAGAAGAGCAUGCCCAUGAUCCUUGGAGGGUAGUUGUGAUAUGCAUGCUCCUUAAUCGCACAUCCGGUGUACAGGCUAGAAGAGUAAUAUCAGAUCUCUUUGCACUGUGUCCUGAUGCAAAGGCUGCAACAUUGGUUGCUACUGAAGCAAUAGAAAACGUGAUUCAGACUCUAGGAUUGCAGAAGAAAAGGGCAAUCAUGAUUCAACGAUUCUCUAAGGAGUAUUUAGAGGAAGGCUGGACACAUGUGACCCAGUUGCAUGGUGUUGGGAAGUAUGCAGCUGAUGCUUAUGCAAUAUUCUGUACAGGGAAGUGGGACAGGAUUAGGCCUACUGACCAUAUGCUGAACAAAUACUGGGAUUUUCUUUGGUUAUUAAGAAAAUACUGUGAUACAGACUUAGUGAAUGGAGAAUGAUUUGGUUAUUUGCAGGGUACAUAAAUUUAAGAAUGUAGCUUUCUGUGUUGUUUGAACACUGAGAGAGGUGGAUCUAUAUGAUGUUCUGGUUCCUUGAUGGCUGAACCUUGAACCACAGAAUACAGGAUCCAUGUUUAUAUUCAGAGAUUACAAGAUAUCCAACAUUCACUUUGUUUAUCCAGUUGGGCUUUGGAUGAAAAACUAGUUUGUAUAGUAGCUAUUAGCCUAGCUAUGGACUUCUUGACUGAUGGACCCAUCAAGCGAGAAGUUGACCAACUUUUAAUAUGGGUAUUGGUUCAGUCAUUGGAGCUGUUGAUGAGGCACAUGCAUUUACCUUAGGGUGCCUUAGAAUGCUGAGCUUUCUAUCCAGUCACUGCAGUCGUAUAAGAAUCCCUCUACAACUGAAGGGGGAAAGGAGAAUACGGGUAAACAGUAGAAAUAAGGGGCACAAUAUGUAUCAAAAUGGAGCUAGAACAUAAUCACUUGUUCCUCUGAGAUCCAACAAGAUGCUGUAGCCAUUCUUCAUUUGAUGCCCUGAAAUGUCGAGAUUUGGCAUGUCUAGAUGAUUCACCAAGUGAAUUUGGCACCCCUUUUAUGCAACCUUGGAGGUAUGAUUUUGCUUGCAUGGAGCUAGAUUAUAAGGCUACAUAUUUUACUUAUUAUUUUGCUUAAUGCCAAAUGGCAUUUUGUUUGGCAUCAGCAGUAUGCACCUGUAAUAUUUGCCAUUUCCAAGGGUUUUAUACUUAAUUUAUAUUUUAUUUAUAAUUAUAUUUCUUGAUCUGAUCAAAAGGAGAUUAUAUUUUAACAAUAUUUUUGUAAUUAAUUAUUAGUUGAAUUUAAACAAGUACAAUUUGAUCUUAUCCCCACUAUUCAAUCUCAUCUGAAGGGACCCAAAUGCAUCUUGUUUAGAACCUGAAGCUAUCUUAAGCUACAUUGAGAAAGAGAAUGGUCAACUUCUGUUGCAUGAUCCAAUCAAAGUCAA
This is a messenger RNA of Nelumbo nucifera (sacred lotus), 2917 nucleotides long. RefSeq lists its product as uncharacterized. Lineage: Eukaryota; Viridiplantae; Streptophyta; Magnoliopsida; Proteales; Nelumbonaceae. The record is from RefSeq and is a predicted model, not a curated record. Gene Ontology annotation, biological process: DNA repair. Gene Ontology annotation, cellular component: nucleus. Gene Ontology annotation, molecular function: catalytic activity; DNA binding.